UUCUAGAAAUGGGAAAGUGCAAACCCAAAUGGAAAACCCAAACUAAAAAGUAGAAAUUGUGAACUAGGACUUCUAAAAUGAGGUUCAAUCUUCAGCACGAUGGGAAUUUGAGCUAUGAUAGUUGUAGAUCUGCAGCUGAAGAUUGUGACUUGCCAUUGCAUGGUCAAACUUUUUGCUGUGUGUGACCCUUCAUCUGUCUUCUUCCUGCUCUUGAUCAUUCAAAGCAUCAUAUGAAUUUUUUGUGGUUACUACUACUUCAGGUGCCUUCUGAUUUCUAUCCUUACCAGUAUUUUUUUCUCACCCCCAAGAUGCCUUCCAGUUCUGUCUUUAUUGUAUUUACUCCUCCUCUACAUCCACUCUUGUUUUCUUUGAAUAUUUUCAGAUACUUUCUCCUUGUUUUUAGGUUGAUUAAUUGUAGUUUCAGUUUUCUUGUUGUCUUUUUCAAUCUGUUCCUUGAAUUGUUUUUCCAGCUCUAGAUUCAAUGCUCUACAUUCAAUCUCUCCAUGUCCCUCUAGUUUGCAGUGCCUACAAUACUUGGGGAGGUAGUCGUAUUGAAUUUUAAUCCACUUGGAUUUGAUUUCUCCAAUAAUAUCAUCCUCUUCUACAAUUUUAAUCCUUUUUGGAUGGUUGGCUAAUAGAUCAAUUUCAACUUUUACCUUGGCGCAACUUGGUCUUAUUUUGUUUUUUGUAGCCAUAUCAACUGUUAGAGGUCUUCCCACUGCAGAGGCUAAGGAAAAUACUGCUUCCUUUGCAAAAAAAUCCGAGGGAGAUCUGGAAAACUGAUCCAUGCAACCACAACUGAAGUUUCUUCAUCUGGGAUAAACCAAGGAUUCCAUAUCAAAGGCCUCAUGUGACAAUACAUAUUGUGAACCUUUAGAUAGUAUGUAGGGGUCGAUAUCAUCCUUAUAUAGUCUUCCAAUAAUGUAAGGCGUAUUAGCAUAUGUCUAUUGUCCAUCAGGCCAAUUUCACAUGGACCUUUAAUUUCACAUUGUAUUGGAAUGACUUUACUUAAUCCUCGCACGUUAGGUUUAUCAUAAGAAAACUUCCCAAGUAUCGCAUAUUGAAGAUUUUCUUGUAUGAUAAGUUUUUUGAUUUCGGAUUAUUUCCAUGUAACUUGUGGUUCCACAUGAAGAUAUUCAAUAGGUUUAGAUGGUACAGCUUGGGUUUGUGUGGUAUUUGUGUAUGGUUUCAACAGAUUCACAUAGCUAAUCGUGUUUGCGGGUGACUGUAUGUUUACUUUUGGCGGCACAACCUCUAGUAGAGGCUGCCCGCCUCCGGGAUUGGCCAUGGUUAGUUGAAAAUAGGGUAGUUUGUAGGUUUACUCGGCUAGGGGUUUUCUUUUUAAAGAGAGGAUCCCGGGAGCCAAACAGGUCUUAAGAUUAUAAAAAAAGGUUGAUCAUUUUCCAGAAUAAUACUAUCCAAGAAAAAAGAGUAAGUCUGGUGAUGGAUUUCUUAGUGGAUAAUAGUCAGUUUGCUUUUGUGCCAGGAGAAUAAUAACUGAUAAUAUAAUCUUAAGUCAUGAACUGGUAAAGGGGUAUGGAUGGAAGGGAGUCUCACCCAGGUGUAUGAUCAAGCUUGAUAUGCAUAAGGCAUAUGAUUCCGUAGAAUGGGUGUAUCUAGAACAAGUGAUGCGUGGGUUGAAUAUUCCUACUAAAUUUGCUUCUUGGAUUAUGAGCUGUGUCCGUACAGUAUCCUACUCCAUUCUGAUUAAUGGGAAUCCCACAAAACCAUUUCAAGCAAAAAAGGGACUACGACAAGGUGAUCCAUUGUCCCCCUAUAUGUUUGUUCUAGCUAUGGAAUACCUCUCAAGAUCAUUGAAGACUUUGAGGAAUAUCCCUGAUUUCAACUACCAUCCAAAGUGUGAGAAACUAAACUUGGUGCAGUUAGGGUUUGCUGAUGAUUUACUCCUAUUUUGUACGGGUGACAUAGGCUCUGUACAAUUGAUGUAUGAUUAUUUUGCUAGAUUCUCAUAGGCCUCUGGACUGAUUGCUAACCUAAGCAAAAGCUCUAUUUAUUUCGGAGGGGUUGGUCAACAUGAACAACAAGAGAUUAUCCAGGCUCUGGCUUUGCUAAAGGUGAGCUAUCAUUUAAAUAUUUGGGAGUACCUCUGAGCACAAAGAAUACAUGCCUAUUAUGGAAAGGCACACCCAAUAUGGCUUUGCAAUGGAUACAUGCCUAUUAUGGAAAGGCACACCCAAUAUGGCUUAAUGUGCUUAAGCAAGCUUCUUUGGUUGUGAGGAAAAACAUGAAGGCUAAGGAGUAUAUCGAGACUGCUGGGGUAAGCAUGGAUGAGAUAGUGAACUGGGAAAAAUUCUCAAUCAAAACUAUGUACUUAAGACUGAAAAGUACCUUUCAAAAAAUGCCAUGGAAGAAGCUAAUUUGCAAUAAUGGGGGACUACCUAAAUGGACCUUCAUUCUAAUUCUAGCAGCUCAGAGAAGUUUACUUACUAGAGACAGAUUGGCGAAAUGGGGGAUCACUGAUGAGACUGUGUGUCCACUAUGCACUGUGGAGAAUGAAUCGAUUGAACACUUAUUCUUUAGCUGCUCAUUCUCCACUAGUGUUUGGAGUAACAUUUUGAGUUGGCAAGGACUUAAUAGACCUGCACUUGGUUGGCAAGAAGAGUUGAAGACGGCAAGUGAUUAUGCCAAAGGGAAUUCUGCUGAUGCCGUAAUUUACAAGAUGUCUAUUGCUGCUUGUGUACAUCAGAUUUGGCAAGAGAGAAAUUUGAGGAUUUUUCAACAUCAAAGCAGACCUGCAACUCCUAUCAUUAGAAUGAUUAUCCAGGAGGUUGUCGGAAAGGGUGCAAUUCAAAAGAAGCUCUCAAGGAAGUUGUCUGAACUCAACUUUUAUCCGUAAUGUGGUGGUUUUGGUAGCUCACUGGAGGUGUAGUAGAUGAGUGGGAUGAGUAGUGAGCAGCCUUGGGGCAUUAUGUCCAAGGUUGCUGGUUGGAAAUUUGAGAAAUUACAGCUUUGUAAAGUUAUAAUUUUUGGUAAUAAAAUUCGUUAGUUGCCAAAAAAAAAA
Molecule: messenger RNA, 3022 nt
Organism: Lycium barbarum (goji berry)
Lineage: Eukaryota; Viridiplantae; Streptophyta; Magnoliopsida; Solanales; Solanaceae
Exons: 2
Coding region: 2153-2857 (234 amino acids)
Source: RefSeq, a predicted model, not a curated record